AUGUCAAAUAUUUUUUUUAACUACAAUUUUUUAUAUAUUAUCAAAAAAACAUUAAACUAUAUAUACAAUGGUAGUUUAGUUUCAUUGGGUGAUAGAAAUUUAAAAUCAAAACAUAAUGAAGUCAUGAAUCUUUGCUUAGUUAAUAAAUAUUGGUUUAAAGCUGUACAGUACGUUUUAAAAAAGUUAUUAACCUUUUCAAAUAAACCCUUUUUAUCCAGUUUUAUUUUAAAAUAUCCCAAUAAUUUCAUUAAUAAUAACAAUAAUAAUAAUAAUAAUUAUUAUGGGAAAUUAAUAGAAAAUAUUUCAAUUUUACCAACAAAUAUUGAAGACAUCAAUACCCAUUCAAAAAAUUACGAUAUGGUUAGAGUAAAAAUCAAUUUAAAUAAAAUUUCAGAUAGUCAAAACCAGACCGCUAUUAAACAAUUGAAAUCAAAAUUAAUUGAAUUCCUACCAAAUUACGAAUUUCAUUUAAUUAUUGGCAAUAACUCAACAAACAUUGAUUUUACAAAUGACCAUAACAACAAUAUUAGUCUGCAUGUAAUGGGACACUCUCAACCAUUAGAAGAUAUAAUUAAAUUAAAGCCAAGAAAAAUAUUUUAUCAACCAAAUGACCACAUAAAUCAUUUUAGUCAGAUUGUCCACAUAAAUUGCAAAAGUUUUUUCAAGUUAGAUUCUUUAGAAGAUCUCAGGAUUUCUGAUAAAGACUGGGUCAAUCCUUAUGAUAUUUCAAAAAUCAAUAACGAAACAACAAAGUUAAAAGUGGUUUCAGUUAACUUAUUAUUUCACACAAUUAUCAAGGGAUUAUGGAGAGUCAAAGAAAACAAUGAGAUUUCAACAAAAUUCUUUUCAAAUGCAUGCUGCAGUGACUAUAACAGUUUAGGAUUGGGUUUAGAAGUUAAAAAUUCAAUUUUAGAAGAUUGGGCUAAAAUGGUGGAAACCUUGAAAAAUAACUCCACUAUCAAGGAAUUAAAGCUUUACAAUUUCAAAUGUAUAUAUAACUGUAUUGAAAAAAUAGAUACAUCAAUUGUAACAUUAGAUCUAGAGGAAAUAUUCAAAAGUCCAGUAUCCAAAAUUGAAACCUUAACAUUAAAAAAUUUUGAUUUCUUAGACGCUUCUAUACUCACCGGAAUAGCCAAAAGUAAAUCAAUAAAGAACUUGACAAUUGAUUUACUUGAGGUUGUUAAAUGUCCUGAAGUAUGUGAGAAAAAAGCUUCCUUAAUAUUUGAACACUUACUUCUUCAAGAAACCAAAAAUUUAAAAAACAUUAAAAUUUUAAUUAAGGGUGUCCCAAUUGCUUUAUCAUCUGAUUGGUUAUAUAAUUAUAAUGAGAACCUAACUCUAUUAAAUUUAGGUGGAAAGUAUCCUAGCUCAAUCUUUAUUUUACAACUAUUAACGAAGAUAGGUAAAAUUGAUAGGUCAGAUGGCCAAUAA
This is a messenger RNA of Dictyostelium purpureum, 1431 nucleotides long. RefSeq lists its product as uncharacterized. Bases 1 to 1431 code for a protein of 476 amino acids. The record is from RefSeq and is a predicted model, not a curated record. Lineage: Eukaryota; Evosea; Eumycetozoa; Dictyosteliales; Dictyosteliaceae. The transcript is spliced from 2 exons.